Molecule: messenger RNA, 6706 nt
Organism: Sceloporus undulatus (fence lizard)
Lineage: Eukaryota; Metazoa; Chordata; Lepidosauria; Squamata; Phrynosomatidae
Product: zinc finger protein 420-like
Exons: 10
Coding region: 2113-6099 (1328 amino acids)
Biological process (GO): regulation of DNA-templated transcription
Source: RefSeq, a predicted model, not a curated record
GGGGGAGAAGGGAUGCCAGGCAAUUGGGAUGACUGACGGAGCCAAGGAGCCGGAGGAAGGAUGCAAAGGGCAAUCGGGGUGCCUGAGAAAGGGCCAUCCUGCCUCUGUUUAAAAACCUCCAAAGAGGAAGACUCCACUGUACUCCAAGGCAGCAUGGUCCACUUUGGGACAGCUUUUCCUGUAGGGAGCUUCUUCUCUUGUUGCUGUGGAAUCUCCUUUCCUGUAGUUUGAACCCAUUGGUCCGGAUCCUGUUCUUUGGAGCUGCAGAAAACAAACACAGUCCUUUGGGAGUCAAGAUUGUGGCUAACUGGACCAUGCCCAGAAGAAGGGUAGCCAAGAUCACGAAAGGUCUGAAAACCAAACAGAAGCCCCAGCCAGAUUGGCCUACAGUCAGGAAUUCUGGGAGCUGAAGCCCAAAACAUCUGGAGGGCCACUGUUUGGGAGCAUUGAGACAUCCUUUGAAAGGGUUAAAGUGACAGAUUGAUUCCUAGAGAGGCACCAAAAAUGGAGGAAUAGUAAGGCUGUGUCUUCCUUCCGGCCAUAGGAGACUUUUCCUAGAGUGGCCUGGAAGGUGGAGGAAAGGAGAGGCAGCCAAGGGGCUUGAAGGCUUCUUCUUUGCUCCUUCCAAGACAGAGCAGCCUGGAGAGCCAGCUGGGUGAGUCCCCUCUUCGCCCUUCUCUGUGCAUUUGGGGGAAGCUGUCUUUCUAUGGGGGAAGACCAUUGGAAGGCAAAAAGGAAGAAAGGGAGAGGUGGGUUGGUGGGAGAAAUAGAAACCAGUAGAGCAGUGAUGCUCAACCUUUGGUCCUCCAGAUAUUGUGGGCUUCAAUUCCCAGAGGUCCCAGUCAGUAUUCUCGUUGUUCAGGAAUUCUGAGAGUUGAAGUCUCAAAAGUCUAGAGGACCAAAGGUUGAGAACCACAGUAGUAGACCAGGACAUUUUUUAGUUUUAUUGAGCUAUGUAGCCUCCUCUCUCAGGGAACUCUGGUGCCACAACAAGCUGCAAAGCCCAGUUAAUGACAGUUAAUUCUUAAUUAAAUAAUUUAACAAACUCCUAGUUAAUGACAGUUAUUCCCAGCAAUGACAGUUCAUUCUGCAGUGUGGCAGCAGUUCAGGGUUCAAAUUCCUUCCAUGGAAAUCCACUGGGAUUCCUUGGGUGAGUCCGAUUCUCUCAGCCUGAGAAAAAGACAGUGGCAGCCCCACUCUGAGGAAACCUGCCAAGAAAACCCUGUGAUGGGGUUGCCAUAAUUCAGAAAUGACUUGAAGGCACACAGUAACACUUUAAUGAGAACCAGUGUGGCAUAGUGGUUUGAGCACUAGGACUCUGGAGACUAUGGUUUGAAUCCCUGUUUGGCCAUGUGGGUUGAUGUGCACCUGCAAACAACCUCACUUGUGUGCACUCUUUCUGUUUCACAAAGCAGGAACAUUGUGGCAAUAUAUCUAGGCUGCCAAGGCUGGGAUGUCUGGAGCAGAGCACAUACUGUCUGUGGAGGGGCCAUUUAGACAGUAGUGUACCUAAGUGCACCUCUUACAGGUUGCACUCUGGGAGGACCAUCCCCACUCCCCCAGUCUCAGGACGCCAGUGCUUCUACCACAGUGUUUUCUUGGCAGAAUUUGUUCAGAAGGGCUUUGCCUUUGCUUUCUUCUGAAGCUGAGGGAAUGUGGACUGUCCAGGGUCACCCAGUGUGUUUCCAUGAUUGAACAGGGAUUCGAACUGUGGUCUCCCAGUGUCCUCUUCCAACCCUCAAGUCACUACACCAUGCUGGUUCUCAGAUUCUUUUGAGCCAUGGUAAUUUUCUUUGAUACAGAAAAAGGAGCAACAUUUCGCCUUGAAUUUGAUAGUUAAAUAUUUAUUUACUGAAAGAGAUUGUUCAUAAUAGCUUCACAAGUCAUCUUGGUUUUCUUUCAAGGGCUUGGGACUUUCCAGUAAUUUGGCCAGUUUUUUUUUUUCCUGAGGGAAAAUCUGGUGGAAGAAAUGAUAACAAUUUCACCUAAGACAGAAUCUGCCUGGCAGCUCUUCUGAGUGAUGGAAAAACAAGAUUAGGCUGGUCCUGAGUUAAGAAAAGCCCCCCGACUGAUCAGGUUUGGAGCAGAGGAGAAUUCUGGGAAAGAGGAGUCAUGCAGAAGGACCUGGAAGAGGAUCUGCUCAGUUCAGGGGCACAGUACCAGCACUUCAGGCAACUCCACUGUGGGGAGGCUGAGGGCCCCCGAGAGCUUUGCAAGCGACUCCAUACUCUCUGUUGCCAGUGGCUGAAGCCAGAACAACACACCAAAGCUCAGAUGCUGGAUCUGGUGAUCCUGGAGCAGUUCCUGUCUGUCCUUCCUCCAGAAAUGGAGAGCUGGGUGAGAGAGUGUGGGCCAGAGACCAGUUCCCAGGCGGUGGCCCUGGCUGAAGGCUUCCUCCUGAGUCAGGCAGAGGAGAAGAAGGAGGAAGAGCAGCAGGAGUUAUUUCUGGAAGAGACCACUGAUUUUCUUGAGCCAGAGAAGAGUUCCUCAGAUUCUGGAUGGGGAGUGCAAUCCAGGUGGAUCAUGGAAGAAGAUCGCAAAUAUGGCAUCUCAUUGGGAGACUGGACACAACCGGCACUGAAAUGUACUGUCUCAGCAUUUCCUUCUGAUGCCCCAAGAACAACUUAUUUGAGCCUGGAUCAGGUGACCUUUGAGGAGGUGUCUGUGUAUUUCACUGAGGAGGAGUGGGCCCUUCUGGAUCCAGACCAAAAGGCCCUGCACAGACAAGUCAUGGAGGAGAACUUGGAGGUCAUGGCCUCUCUGGGUGAUGUGCACCACACUGAGGGUGAAGGAGAAUCAAGGAUGUCUUUGUUGCAAAGAGAUGGAUAUCAACAUAAGGGAGAGAAUAAAACCAAAACUGACAUUCAUGAGCAGAGGAUGAAGGAAGUCUCUACCUCCCAAGCUCAAGAUAUCUGUGGAAUUUCACUCCAAGAAAGGAUAGAAAAAGGAAAAGAAAGUUAUAAAUGUAAUCUUCUUGAAUUUGAAAAAAACAGUUGUAAAGGAGACCUUAAAAUACACAAGAGAACUCAUGCAGAAAGACUGUACACAAGAAAACAAAAAUGUGAGUUCUUGGGGUGUGGAAAGAGCUUCUGGUGUAGGUCACACUUUAUGUUACAUCGAAGAACCCACACAGGAGAGAGGCCAUUUAAGUGUUUGGAGUGUGGAAAGAAAUUCAAUUGGAAGAAAAGCUUCAUUCUUCAUCAAAGAAUACAUUCAGGGGAGAAACCAUUUAAGUGCUUGACAUGUGGAAAGAGAUUCUGUUGGAAGAAAAGCUUCAUUCAACAUCAAAGAAUCCACACAGGGGAGAGACCAUUUAAGUGCUUGAAAUGUGGAAAGAAAUUCAGGUGGAAGAGAAGUUUCAUUCGCCAUGAAAGAAUCCACACAGGUGAAAAACCAUUCAAAUGCUUGAAAUGUGAGAAGUCCUUCAAUCAGGGAACAGAUCUUACUAAACAUCAGAUAAUCCACACAGGAGAAAAACCAUUUAAAUGCUUGGAGUGUGGAAAAGGUUUCCGCUGGAAGACAAGCCUCACCGCUCAUGAAAGAUCCCACACAGGAGAAAAGCCAUAUAAAUGCUUAAAGUGUGAAAAGAGCUUCAGUUGGAAGGGGACAUUUAUUUAUCAUCAAGUGACUCACACAGGUGAGAAGCCAUUUAAAUGCUUUGAAUGUGGAAAGAGCUUUGGUCGGAAGAUAACCUUCAUUCAUCAUCAAAGAACCCAUACAGGAGAGAAACCAUAUAAAUGCUUGGAGUGUGACAAAUGCUUUAGUCAGAGGACACACCUCACACGACAUCAAGCCACUCACACAGGGGAGAAACCAUUUAAAUGUUUGGAGUGUGGAAAGAGUUUCAUUGAGAAGACAAACCUCACUCGUCAUCAAGUAAUUCACACAAGGGAGAAACCAUUUAAAUGCUUGGAGUGUGGAAAGAGUUUCAUUGAGAAGACAAACCUCACUCGUCAUCAAGUAAUUCACACAAGGGAGAAACCAUUUAAAUGCUUGGAGUGUGGAAAGAGCUUCAGUUGGAAGUCAGCACUUACCAGGCAUGAGAAAUCUCAUGGGGGUAAAUCUGUAUCAGUUCUUGGAUGGCUGAAGCCAGAAAGGCACACCAAGAGUCAGAUGCUGGACCUGGUGCUCCUGGAGCAGUUCCUGGCCGUCCUUCCCCCAGAGAUGGCCAGCUGGGUCAAGGAAUGUGGGGCAGAGACCAGUUCCCAGGCGGUGGCCCUGGCCGAAGGCUUCCUCCUGAGCCAGGCAGAGGAGCAGAGGCAGCAGCAAAAGCAGCAGGAAAUGUUUCUGGAAGCGGCCACUGACUUCCCUGAGACAGAGAAGGGUCCCUCAGAUUCUGGAUGCGGAGUAAAAUCAAGGUGGAUCAUGGAAGAAGAUCACAAAUAUGACAUUUCACAGGGAGACUGGACACAACUGUGGCCGAAGUGUACUACCUCAGCUCUUCAUUCUGAUACCCUGAGAAAGACUUCUGUGAAUCUGGAUCAGGUGACCUUGAAGGGAGUAGGUGUAUACUUCAAUGAGGAGGAGUGGGCCAUGCUGGAUCCAGAUCAAAAGUCCCUGCACAGGGAAGUCAUGGAGGAGAACUUGGAAAUCGUGGUCUCUCUGGUUCUGACUAGUUGUUUAUCUCCUUUCAAGGUGAUGUGCAAGAUACUGAAGAUGAAGGAGAAACAAGGAUAUCUUUUCUACAAAGAAAGGGUGUUAAAAAUCACAGGAGGACUCAUGCAGAAAGAGUGUACACAAGAAAACAAAAAUGUAAGUUCUUGGACUGUGAAAAGAGCUUCUGGUGGAAGUCACACUUUAUGUUACAUCAAACAACCCACAGAAAACAAAAGCCAUUUAAAUGCUUGGGAUGUGGAAAGAAAUUCAUCGGGGAAAAAAGCUUCAUUUUUCAUCAAAGAACCCAUUCAAGGGAGAAACCAUUCAAAUGCUUGGAGUGUGAAAAAAACCUUCAGUAAGGGGACAAAUCUUACUAAACACCAGAUUAUCCACACAGGGGAGAAACUAUUUAAGUGCUUGGAGUGUGGAAAGAAAUUCAUGUGGAAGAAAAGCUUCAUUCACCAUCAAAGAAUCCACACAGGAAAGAAACCAUUUAAAUGUUUGGUGUGUGGAAGGAAAUUCAGUUGGAAGAAAAGCUUCAUUCAUCAUCAUAGAAUACACAUAGGAGAGAAACCAUUUAAGUGUUUGGUAUGUGGAAGGAGAUUUUGUUGGAAGAGAAGCUUCAUUCAUCAUCAAAGAAUCCACACAGGGGUGAAACCAUUUAAGUGCUUGGAAUGUGGGAAGAAAUUCAUGUGGAAGAGAAUUUUAAUUCGCCAUCAAAGAAUCCACACAGGGAAGAAACCGUUCAAAUGCUUGAUAUGUGAAAAGACUUUCAAUCAAGGGACAGAUCUUACUAAACAUCAGAUAAUCCACACAGGGGAGAAACCAUUUAAGUGCUUGGAGUGUGGAAAAGGUUUCCGUUGGAAGACCAGCCUCACCGCUCAUGAAAGAUCCCACACAGGAGAACAACCAUAUAGAUGCUUACUGUGUGGAAAGAGCUUCAUGUGGAAUAUUAGCCUCAUGUUUCAUCAGGCCACUCACACAGGGGAGAAACCAUUUGAAUGCUCAGAAUGUGGAAAAUGCUUCAGCAGGAAGACACACCUCACUCGGCAUCAAACAACUCAUACAGGGAAAAAACCAUUUGAAUGCUUGGAAUGUGGAAAGAGCUUCACCUCAAAGACACAGCGCACACAACAUCAAGCAACGCACACAGGUGAAAAAUUAUUUAAAUGCCAUGUGUGUGAGAAAAGUUUCAUUUGUAAAGCAAACCUUAAUUGUCAUAAUGUAAUUCACACAGGGGAGAAACCAUUUAAAUGCUUGGAGUGUGGAAAGAGCUUCAGUUGGAAGAGAAGCUUCAUUUAUCAUCAAAGAACCCACACAGGAGAGAAACCAUAUAAAUGCUUGGAAUGUGAAAAGUGCUUUAGUCAGAAGACACACCUCACACGACAUCAAGCAACUCACACAGGGGAGAAACCAUUUAAAUGCUUGGAGUGUGGAAAGAGUUUCAUUCAGAAAACAAGCCUCACUCGCCAUCAAGUAACACAUCGGGGAAGAACCAUUUAAAUGCUUGGAAUAUGGAAAGAGCUUCCAUUGGAUAUCAACACUUAGCAAAUGAGAAUUCACACAAAGAGACAUCUGUGUCAAUACAGUGUGAGAAAAUAUUUUGCAAGAGGUAAAACCACCUGUCUCAAAAAAGAGUUCCUGGGGAGAAGCAAUUUAAAUGCUUAGAAGUGAAGUCCAUAAAUGGACUAACCAUAAAUGCUUAGAAUUUGCAAAGAGCUAUAGGAAUAGAUGGUACUUUAAUUUUACACCAAGAAAUUUGCAGAGAACUUGAUUUGUUUGAUGAAGAAAUGUUAUUUCAAAAUGAUAUGUUUUAACUUCAGUGGAACCGCUGAGAUUGCUAAACUGCCUGUCUGAAAACAAUAUGUCUCUCAAUGAAAGAUCAAAGAAAGGAUCCAUACAGUAUAUUUUUGCAGUUAAGACUGUGUGGCCAAAUUUACUCUACACAUGGAGAGUGAGGGUCUGAAGAGCCUCCUUUAUAGACACUGGCGAUAUACAGUGGACCCUUGUCAUACGCUGGGGUUUGGUUUCAAGAUCCCCUGUGUAUAACAAAGUCCAUGUAUUCUCAAGUCCCAUUCAAUAUAAUGACAUAGCAAAAUGGUGUCCCAUA